Gadus chalcogrammus (walleye pollock) is the source of this 6373-nucleotide messenger RNA. It is a transcript of the gene itsn1, whose product is annotated as intersectin 1 (SH3 domain protein). Gene Ontology annotation, biological process: positive regulation of Rho protein signal transduction; intracellular signal transduction. NCBI's taxonomy places the organism in Eukaryota, Metazoa, Chordata, Actinopteri, Gadiformes, Gadidae. Bases 196 to 5553 code for a protein of 1785 amino acids. The transcript has 46 exons. Gene Ontology annotation, molecular function: calcium ion binding; guanyl-nucleotide exchange factor activity; protein binding. The record is from RefSeq and is a predicted model, not a curated record.
AUUACCCCAUUUUCCAGCUCUCCCUCGGUCGGGAUUUCGGAUCUGAGAUAUUCACAGGAAAGGACUUUGGUGAAUUAAAAGCGUAUUCGAAGGUUAUACGUUGUAUGGUUACAUCAUUUCACUGGGAUCUACUUUAUCAAAUAAUAUAAUGGAAAUUUGACUAUGAGUGUGGCCUAUCUGAAGACUGACUGAACCAUGGCACAGUUCCCUACCACAUUUGCAGGUCCAGUAUCAGAUGUGUUUAUGAUCUCGUUGGAUGAAAGGGCCAAACAUGAUCAGCAGUUCCACAGUCUUGCCCCUGCUGGAGGGUAUAUCACAGGGGACCAGGCCAGGAACUUCUUUCUCCAGUCUGGACUGCCCCCUCCAAUCCUGGCCCAAAUCUGGGCUCUGGCUGACAUGAACAGUGACGGCCGCAUGGAUAUCUAUGAGUUCUCUAUAGCCAUGAAACUCAUCAAACUGAAACUCCAGGGUCACCCUCUGCCCUCCAGCUUGCCCCCCAACAUGAACCUCCCGCUGCCCCCGCAGACUGCCUUUGGCAUGCCUCCUAUGGCUUCCAUUGCAGCCGGCCUGCCAGGGGUCCCCUCUCUACCCCUUCCUCCGCUCCUGUUAGGGGUGUCCCCGCCCCUCACCUCCUCGGCCCCGCCUCCCCUGCCCCCACCCAUUUCCAAUGGGGCCCCUCCCACAGGCAUUAUUCAGCCAAUCGCAGUCUUCCCUCAUCCAGGCUCCUCCGUCAACAAGUCCUCGUCGUUCAGCCGCUCCAGUAGCAAGCUCCAGAAGGGCCCAUCUGUGGAGGCUGCUAGUGCUCUGACGCCGCCCCCUGAUUGGGCAGUUCCUCAGUCAUCCAGGCUUAAGUACAGGCAACUCUUCAACUCCCAGGACAAGAUGAUGAGCGGACACCUCACUGGUCCUCAAGCUCGUACUAUUCUCAUGCAAUCCAGUCUUCCUCAGACCCAGCUAGCUUCUAUAUGGAGUUUAUCAGACAUAGACCAGGAUGGCAAGUUGACGGCUGAGGAGUUCAUCCUAGCCAUGCACCUCAUCGACAUGGCCAUGUCGGGGCUCCCCCUCCCCCCCGUCCUCCCCCCAGACUACCUGCCUCCCACCUUCAGGAGAGUACGGAGCGACAGUGUGCAGUCGGACCAGAAAAGCGUCCAGGAGGAGGCUGAGGAGGAAGCUGAGACCAACCAGAAACUACCAGUAACCUUUGAGGACAAGAAGAGGGAGAACUUUGAGCGUGGAAACCUGGAGCUGGAGAAGAGGCGCCAGGCCUUGCUGGAGCUGCAGAGGAAAGAGCAGGAGAGACUGGCCACAUUGGAGAGAGAGGAACAGGAAAGGAAGGAGCGAGAGCGAAUGGAGCAGGAGAGGCGGCGGCAGCAGGAGCUGGAGAAACAACUGGAGAAACAGAGGGAGCUGGAGAGACAGCGGGAGGAGGAGCGGCGCAGGGAGAUAGAGAGGAGAGAGGCUGCGAAGCGGGAGUUGGAGCGCCAGCGGCAGCUGGAGUGGGAGCGGCAGCGCCGGCAGGAGCUGCUAACCCAGAGGAACCGUGAGCAGGAGAGCAUCGUCCUGCUGAAGGCCAGGAAGAAAACCCUUGAGUUUGAACUGGAAGCCCUGAACGAUAAGAAGUCCCAGCUGGAGGGGAAACUGCAGGAUGUCCGGUUUAGACUGUCGGCUCAGCGGAGAGAGGUGGAGCAGACCAAUCAGACCAGAGAGACCCGCAUCGCUGAGAUCACUCUGCUGCAACAGCAGCUGCAGGACUCCCAGCAGUGGCUGGGCAGGCUGAUCCCUGACAAACAGUGUCUCAAUGACCAGCUGAAACAGGUUCAGCAGAACAGCCUCCACCGUGACAGUCUAAACUCCCUUCAGAAGGCCGUUGAUCAGAAGGAGUCCAGCAGGCAACAGCUCAAAGACCAGCUGGACUCUGUGGAGAAAGAAACCAGGUCUAAACUUCUGGAGAUAGACGCCUUCAACACUCAGCUAAAGUGUUUGUGUGAGUUCUAUGCAAACCACUGUGCCAGGAUAGAGGCCCUGCAGGAGACGCUUCAAGAGGAAGAGAGUGGGAGACAGGAGCUAAGGGAAAUUCACUGCCGUCAGCAGAGACAGAAGCAGAAAGAAUCGGAGGGGUAUGCUCACACGCAAACACACCCAUUCUCACACGCACACACACAGAAUGAGAAGAGGUCGGCUGAGCUCCAGGACAUCAGGUGUCCCUCCGAAGAGGUGGGGGCCUGGAGAGGUGAGGGGGGCGCUUUGGCCCCAAAAGUGCCCAGUCCCGGGGGGACGUCCGCGUCACAGGCCUGGCUGAACCGGGUCACCCUGGAGGAGGAGGAGCGGAAGAGAAGGGGGGUGGAGGAGGAAGAGGAGGGUCGCAAGCAGACGUUGGAAGGAGGACAAGAGAAGGAGGACGAGGGCAUAGCCAACAAGGACGUGCAGGAUAAAGUCAACAAGCUGUUCAGCCAGCAGCCGGACCCCUGGGCCCCCACAGGGAUUGCAGAGCGGGCUCCGGCUCCCGGCCUGUUGGAGCAGAAGGUUCCAGUCACCAGCUUCGACCAGCAGCCCAUGAAGGUGGUCUACUACAGGGCCCUGUAUCCCUUUGACGCACGAAGCCACGACGAGAUAAGCAUCGCGCCAGGGGACAUUGUUAUGGUGGAUGAGUCCCAAACCGGGGAGCCCGGUUGGCUAGGAGGAGAGCUGAGGGGACGGACUGGAUGGUUUCCGGCCAAUUACGCAGAGAGGAUCCCUGACAGCGAAGCACCAAUCAGCCUGCGUACCUCUGCCUCCGCCACGCCCACCCCCACCCGGCAGCCUGUAGCCACCCCUCCCCCCGCCCCUGGACAGAGCUCCUCCGCCUCUUCAGUCAGCAGUAACUGGGCCGACUUCAGCACCACCUGGCCCUCCACAACAGCCAACCAGUCAGACAGCGAGGGAUGGGAUGCCUGGCCAACAUCCUCCACCAAUCAGAACCCUUCCCUUAGUGUUCCUUCCGCUCAACUACGCCAGCGUUCCGCCUUCACACCCGCCACCAUGACAUCAGGCUCCUCCCCAUCUCCUGUCCUGGGACAGGGAGAGAAGGUAGAAGGCCUGCAGGCUCAGGCCUUGUAUCCGUGGAGAGCCAAGAAGGACAACCACCUCAACUUCAACAAGAAUGAGGUCAUCACAGUUCUUGAGCAGCAGGACAUGUGGUGGUUAGGGGAACUGCAGUCUGGCCAGAGGGGCUGGUUCCCCAAGAGCUACGUUAAGCUCAUCUCAGCCUCCAUGACUGCCCCGCCCCCCCCAGCAGCCCCUUCCCCGGCCCCCCCACGCAGCAAGACCAGUGAGUCUGGAGCGUCAGAGAGUCCCCCCUGUGGAAAACACCCCUCUCCCUCCCCCACAAAGCUGUCAGAUUCUGGGGAAGAGUAUAUGGCCAUGUAUACCUACGAGAGCAGCGAACAGGGAGACCUCAGCUUCCAGCAGGGUGACGUCGUCUUGGUGACCCGCAAAGAAGGGGAUUGGUGGACCGGCGUGGUCAGCGGCAAGAACGGGGUCUUCCCGUCCAAUUAUGUGAAGCCACGGGACUCCAGCUCUGAGUCGUUGGGUCCGGCAGGGAAAACUGGCAGUCUGGGCAAGAAGCCAGAGAUCGCCCAAGUGAUAGCUCCAUACAGCGCUACCGGGGCUGAACAGCUGACCCUGGCCCCAGGACAGCUCAUCCUGAUCCGGAAGAAGAACCCAGGAGGCUGGUGGGAGGGAGAACUCCAGGCCCGGGGGAAGAAGCGCCAGAUUGGUUGGUUUCCGGCCAAUUAUGUGAAGCUAUUGAGCCCCAGCACCAGCAAGACCACGCCCACGGAACCCCUUCCACCCAAGUUGGCUCCCUCUCACUCAGCUCUGUGUCAGGUGAUCGGCAUGUACGACUACGUGGCCCAAAACGACGACGAGCUGGCCUUCCUGAAGGGUCAGGUGAUCACGGUGAUCAGCAAGGAUGACUGUGAUUGGUGGAAGGGAGAGCUCAAUGGGCGAGAGGGUCUCUUUCCUAGCAACUACGUCAAGCUGACCACGGAUACCGACCCCAGCACUCAGUGGUGCGCUGACCUCCACCUGCUGGACAUGCUGAGCCCCAUGGAGAGGAAGCGGCAGGGCUACACACAUGAGCUCAUUGUCACAGAGGAGAACUACGUCAACGAUCUGCAGCUCGUCACAGAGAUCUUCCAGAAGCCUCUGUUAGAGUGUGAGCUGCUGACGGAAAAGGAGGUGGCCAUGAUCUUUGUCAAUUGGAAGGAACUCAUUAUGUGCAACAUCAAGCUGCUGAAAGCUCUGAGAGUUAGGAAGAAGAUGUCAGGUGACCGAAUGCCGGUGAAGAUGAUUGGUGACAUCCUGACCAAUCAGCUGCCUCACAUGCAGCCAUACAUCAGGUUUUGUUCGUGUCAACUUAACGGAGCUACGCUGAUACAGCAGAAAACUGAUGACAACCCAGAAGUCAAAGACUUCCUUAAGCGGUUAGCCAUGGACCCACGCUGUAAAGGAAUGCCUCUGUCCAGCUUCCUCCUCAAACCCAUGCAGAGAGUCACCCGCUAUCCACUCAUCAUCAAGAAUAUCUUAGAGAACACGCCAGAACCUCAUCCUGACCACAGCCACCUGAAGGCUGCUCUGGAGAAAGCAGAGGAGCUCUGCUCACAGGUGAAUGAAGGAGUACGAGAGAAGGAAAACUCUGACCGACUGGAAUGGAUUCAGGCUCAUGUCCAGUGUGAGGGCCUUUCUGAGCAACUGGUGUUCAACUCGGUGACCAACUGUCUGGGGCCACGGAAGUUCCUCCACAGCGGGAAACUCUUCAAAGCCAAGAGCAGCAAGGAGCUCUACGGCUUCCUGUUUAACGAUUUCCUGCUCCUCACACAAGUGACCAAACCUCUGGGUUUUUCAGCCUCAGACAAGGUUUUCUCCUCCAAAACACACCUGCAGUACCGCAUGUACAAGACCCCAAUCUUCUUGAACGAGGUUCUGGUGAAGCUGCCCACCGAUCCGUCUGGAGACGAGCCUCUCUUCCACAUCUCUCACAUCGACCGAGUCUACACACUGAGGGCCGAGAGCAUCAACGAGAGGACGGCGUGGGUUCAGAAGAUCAAAGCGGCAUCUGAGUUGUUUAUCGAGACGGAGAAGAAGAAGAGAGAGAAGGCAUAUCUAGUGCGCUCUCAGCGAGCUACGGGGAUCGGCAGACUAAUGGUCAACAUCGUGGAGGGAAUCGAACUCAAACCCUGCCGCUCGCAUGGCAAGAGUAAUCCAUACUGCGAGGUCACCAUGGGGUCCCAGUGCCAUAUCACUAAGACGUUACAGGACACGCUGAAUCCUAAGUGGAACUCCAAUUGUCAGUUCUUCAUCAAGGACCUGGAGCAGGACGUGCUCUGCGUCACGGUUUUUGAACGAGACCAAUUCUCCCCUGACGACUUUCUAGGUAGGACAGAGAUCCGAUUGGCUGAAAUAAAGAAGGACCAGGGUUCCAAGGGACCAAUCACAAAGCGGUUGCUGCUCCACGAGGUACCAACAGGCGAGAUAGUGGUGAGGCUGGACCUCCAGCUGUUUGAAGAACCUUAGCUAAAGCCUGGAGUGGACUUCAGUAGACCGGACCAGACAUGCAGCUUUUGAAGAGAACCCUAUCAUUUGGAUCAGAUUCCAUUUUCAUACCUAAUGUAAAUUGCUGGACAACCAGGAUAAUGUGUUUGCUCCUCAGAAGGGCUGCUGUGUAACAGAUGGGGUGGACCACAACCAUGCCAAAAUUAAACAUAAAUACAAAAUAAAGAAAGGAUUUUAUUUCACUUAAAAGGGAAAAAAAUCGAUUCAUAAAUCAACAAGUAAAGUAUUUUUGAAUGUUUUUUUUUAUCUAUUGUAUUUUAUUGACAGAAUAAAUCUACACAGAAUAAAUAUAUCAUUUAGCAUUUUAUUAAACUUAAUUCCUUUGAUGGACUUCCACUUAAUUUUGGUACGGAUCUGCUUCUGUGUUUCAUUAGCCUGUAUUUGUUUAAGGGAAUGAACACUGCAAUGCAAUAUAAUCCCUUGAUAACCGUGAUCUCACAAGGUAGCAAGCUCACUUACUGGGCAAUAUAAGGCUAAUCUAGGCUGCUUUAUGCAAAAUUAUGCCUCUACCCUAGUUAAGAGGUACAAAAACGUUUCAAGUGGCAACCUAUAUCAAUUUCUUCACAUCUGGGUUAUGGGAGCAGUCCAGAGUUUAGAGAGCCACUGACGGGUGUCCCAGCCCCUUUAAAAGGAAGGGGUAGCCACCAUUUGAAACGUUUUGAAACCCAAUACUUGAUUAAUUCUGGCCCAUCCAAACAGGUUUAAAUAGAAUAAUGGAGUUCAAUCGGAAAUCCCCCUCUCAUUUUCCAAAAACCCACAAUACCCUGGAGUGUGUGUGUGU